AUGGAUCGAUCCAACUUAUGGGGCUCAUUGUCCAUGGCUGAGAGUAUAUUAGCCAAAGAUGCCAGAACAAAAACAAUCAAGAUCUUGAUUGAUGCUCUGAAGAAAAAGGACUGUCUCCUGGUGGAUUAUGCUGAUCCUGUCUGGCUGUUAAGGUCAAGCUGCCCCUUAAUUUCUGUCUCUUUAGUAGAAAACUUGAUCAAAGUUCUACAAAACGUAAUAUUUGUGAAGUGUGAUGGAUGCAUACAAUAUACGUCUAAUGUUGCUUGUUUGAUACCAGAAUUCUUUACAAAAUGUGAAUCUUUGAGCACCGAUUUGCGUCCAGGAUUGCUCAUUUCCCAAGCCUCACGUUGUUUAAGUUAUAAAUCGGUGGUGUGGAGGAAACUGCCUGCAUUACAGCAGACUAUUAGGACCGCGUUUGAACAAAGGAUGAAUCACCGGGAAAAUUACGUAGAUGGCUCCUAUAGCUGUUGUGGGGAGACUUCAAGGGACUCUGUGUGUGAAAAAUCUGAGAUGAGUGAAAAAAUCAGGUAUUUAAAUUUAAGUUGCCAGACUGGAAUCUCUUGGUUUCCAGACUGUGAUAUGGUGACUCCCACGGCCCCUAAAUUUAAAUGUCUGUUCUAG
Pelobates cultripes (western spadefoot toad) is the source of this 621-nucleotide messenger RNA. Lineage: Eukaryota; Metazoa; Chordata; Amphibia; Anura; Pelobatidae. The record is from the annotation of a GenBank genome assembly.